Molecule: messenger RNA, 459 nt
Organism: Adineta ricciae
Lineage: Eukaryota; Metazoa; Rotifera; Eurotatoria; Adinetida; Adinetidae
Source: the annotation of a GenBank genome assembly
AUGCUUGGAUUCUUCAUUAUUUUGUUUUUGGUUCAUGUUUCCGUGGCUACUCCUGGUCGCUUCAAACGUUUUCUUAAUUCGGAGGUGCAUAACCGAAUCGAUGUGCUGGAGCAAUCUCAUAGCACUCAUCGCAACGACACCAACUGGAUGGGUACCAUUAUGGUUUCGAUCAUCCUCAGUUUAGCAAUUAUCUCCAUCACCAUUUUCAUUACAUUUAUUUAUAUAUGCUAUCGUGUACGCCGCCGUGUACAAGCAACUCAAGCUCCUACAGUUGCUGCUGUAGAAGCAUCAAUUUUACCUCAACUACACCCAAUUAUUCCACCACUAUUGGCACUACUUCGUCAACAACAUCAACUCGACAUAUCUCCACCGCCUCAUACAUCAUUACACUACCCAUCUUCAACAUCUACUGCUACACCAUCUAUUCCUUUCACAAGUCUCCCAACACUUAAAUUUUAA